AGUCAAUUCUUGAAAAUGUGGAUACACCAGAAUUGCUUUGCAAAUGUGUUAAGUGCAUUCUUUUGGUGGCUUGAUGUUACCCUCAUAUUUCAGCACUAAUUUUAGGGAUACAGUUGAUAUAUUAGUUGGAUGGCAUAUAGAUCAUACUCAGAAACCUUCGCUCACGCAGCAGGUAUCUGGGUGGUUGCAGAGUUUGGAGCCAUUUUGGGUAGCUGAUCUUGCAUUUUCUACGACUCUUCUUGGUCAGUUUCUAGAAGACAUGGAAGCAUAUGCUGAGGACUUCAGCCAAGUGGCCUCUGGGGAAUCAGUGGAUGAAGACGUGCCUCCUCCAUCAGUGUCAUUACCAAAGCUGUCUGCGCUUCUCCGGGUAUUUAGUACUGUGAUUCUGUACAGAGUAAUGAGAUGUGUGACGGCUGCAAACCAGGUGUUUUUUUCUGAGGCUGUGUUGACAGCUGCUAAUGAGUGUGUUGGUGUUUUGCUCGGCAGCUUGGAUCCUAGCAUGACUAUACAUGGUGACAUGGUCAUUACAUAUGGAUUAGACCAACUGGAGAAUUGCCAGACUCGUGGUACCGAUUAUAUCAUCUCAGUCUUGAAUUUACUCAUGCUGAUUGUUGAACAGAUAAAUACAAAACUGCCAUCAUCAUUUGUAGAAAAACUGUUUAUACCAUCAUCUAAACUACUAUUCUUGUGUUAUCAUAAAGAAAAAGAGGUUGUUGCUGUAGCCCAUGCUGUUUAUCAAGCAAUGCUCAGCUUGAAGAAUAUUCCUGUUUUGGAGACUGCCUAUAAGUUAAUAUUGGGAGAAAUGACUUGUGCCCUAAACGACCUCCUGCACAGUCUGCAACUUCCUGAGGCCUGUUCUGAAAUAAAACAUGAGGCUUUUAAGAAUCAUGUGUUCAAUGUAGACAAUGCAAAAUUUGUAGUUAAAUUUGACCUCAGUGCCCUGACUACAAUUGGAAAUGCCAAAAACUCACUAAUAGGGAAACAUUCAUACAGGUUGAAUAUUCCUUAUCUGAAAUACUUGGGACUGGAAGUGUUUUUGAUUUUGGAUUUUGGAAUACUUUUUUUUUUUUGGAGAUAGUGUUUUACUCUUGUUGCCCAGGCUGGAGUGCAAUGGUGUGAUCUUGGCUCGCUGCAACCUCCGCCUCCCAGAUGUGGGCGCUAUCUCCAACUGUCUUUGCACUUCUGAGUAAGAAUCUGAUGAUUGUGCACAGUGACCUGGCUCUUCAC
Molecule: messenger RNA, 1227 nt
Organism: Gorilla gorilla gorilla (western lowland gorilla)
Lineage: Eukaryota; Metazoa; Chordata; Mammalia; Primates; Hominidae
Product: serine/threonine-protein kinase SMG1-like
Exons: 9
Coding region: 74-1078 (334 amino acids)
Source: RefSeq, a predicted model, not a curated record